AUGGUAGACCCAACACCUCCCUCCAACGCGAUACCUUCGCAGCGAUCUGAACUCAUUCACAGUGCUUUGCUCUCGGAGCCAAACUUCAUACCCUCAACGCUAGCCCCGCCUGGAGCCAUACCGACUGCACCAUUGCCGAUUUCGAACCCAUUGCUCAUUCCCACCGACGGACCGCCGACGGAUGUGACGACUGUGUUGACCACGUCUCAAGGAAAUGCCACAGGGACGCCGCCAAUGCUGUCAACAGUUGAAGGGUUGAAACCAAUUCCGCCUGCCGCGACACAAAUCGGAGAUCCGGAUGGGCAUCACGAAAUCAGCGAGCCAAACUUCAGUUCUACGCGGCCGUGUCGAGGAUGCUCGCCAGUGUUUGAGAUACCUGCUACAGGGUGGCUGGAUAACCCAGUCGGUGAGCAACAUGGCUCCACUAUACAAGAAGAACAGACACAAGCGGCAACAGCAGACCCUCCGCAGGUAACGAUAUCAGCUGGGAUAUCUGACAUUGUUAUUGGCCAAGCUCCAAGCCAUGGUGACUUCGUGAUAGGAAGUUCUUUUACUCUUACACCUGGUCAGAUCGUUACCGUUGGGGACACACCUAUUGUGGUAGAGACCUCAGAAGGCAAGACCAAGAUUGUCGUGGGGACUACUGUCAUCUCACUGCAACCUUUUCAACCUGCUAUCACAGACGCGCCCAUGUCGCAACCACCGGUCCUACUUCCACCAAUACUCACCAUCGGUACCGAAGUCAUUGCGCCCAACGCGCAGACAGAAUACGUCAUUGCAGACCAAACUCUUUCUCCUGGCGGUGAGCCCCUGACUAUAUCCGGGACAACACUCAUUCUUGCACCUUCCGGGACGGCACUCAUCAUCAACGGCGAAACAUCCAGUAUCACUCCAAUGUUUGGUGACGUGUAUACGUCCACAGUCGCGGCUGCCUUGACCUUCAAAGAUCAUGUGUAUACGCCGAAUCGCGCUGGCUACAUUGUGAUAAGUCCUGGCACGACUUUGGUGCCUGGAGGCGUCCCCGUUACAGUUGACGGCACAACGUUGAGCCUCGAGCAUAGCGGAACUGCUGUAGUCGUCCAGGGCACUACAAUGAGUCUUCAACCGGUCACGACAGUCGUCACAUUGACCAAGGGGCCAGAUGCGCUCGGGACAGGGUCGGAUGGAGAUGGCGGGAAUGUCCACGGGCAGUCGACUGGCAACGGCUAUGCCUACCCCACAGGAGAACCGAUCAUCGCGGGAGCGACACGAACUAGUAGUGCGAUACCAGAAAAUUGGCUGGGAAGCUUCCUGUUGCUGAUAUGGUGGGGUACGGGGUAUCUUGCAGUCCGACUAUGA
Messenger RNA from Alternaria metachromatica, 1338 nucleotides. RefSeq lists its product as uncharacterized. The transcript has 2 exons. The coding region runs from base 1 to 1338 and encodes 445 amino acids. NCBI's taxonomy places the organism in Eukaryota, Fungi, Ascomycota, Dothideomycetes, Pleosporales, Pleosporaceae. The record is from RefSeq and is a predicted model, not a curated record.